AUGCCGGUAGAGCUUCCAGGGUUCUAUUUUGAUCCCGAAAAGGGCAAGUACUUCAAGAUCGAAGACAGCAAAACCGCCCCAACAACCCGAUAUACAAGCAACGAUGUAAAGCGGCGUCGCUUACUCGAGGAGAGGAAGCGUGUAGAAGACGAAAAGGCAAGGAGGCUACUUGCGUUCCCUAAAAAACUGAAGCGAGCGAAGAUCCUGGAAGACACUCUCUUGGGAGGAUUCCUGGAAAGAGAGACAGCUCAUGAUAGGCCUGUGGUUCACAAUGGCCGAGAUGACGAUACGGUGAUUAAAUCAUGGGCCAGAGGGUUGAGUGACAAGGGCAAGGUCGACCUCUGGCCGGACCUAAUUCAAAACGGUAUCAUGAUUGGAACCAUAUCUCACUUGUGGGUUGGAGGUUCGGACUCGAGGACAGGUCUCGGUGUUACUUAUGCUGCGGUUGACGACGACUCCCUGACGAGCUCAUACAUCCCGAGGGAUGGGGCUGAUGAAAUCAACUUCGCCUACGCGAACGUCAGAUACAGACGAACCGACUUCAUGCCAAUGCCGGAAACAAUCACCAUUCCUCAGCUCUCCUCACUCAGGUUCCAUGAGCCAUCCGGCAGGAUGUUCCUCACAUCUAGGAUGCCGACGCGCACUCCGUCUAUCGCUUGGUUCUCUCCAAGCCAAUCCGAGCCCCCCAUAGAGGAAGAGGAACGGCCGACAUGGCAGCUGGGCAACUCACCCAACUUAAUCAAAAUCUCCGCGCCCACCCCCAAGGGCACCAAAUACGGCGUCAUCAACACCUCCUGCCCGGCACCCUCCUAUUCCCGCCUGACCUGCAUCGCCGGCGGCGACGUCGGUCUCCUCCAACUUACCAACGACUCCCGGCUAAGCUGGCUAACCAAGCCUGGUCCGCCGCCAUCCUCCUCCUUCUCCUCCCUCAAACACAACCUCGACGCCCCACCACCCAUGGCCAAGCACGGCGAAGUCCUCAGCCUCGAUUUCCUGACAGUUAACCCAGCCGAAGUGAUCCUCGUCGGCGGCCGCACCGGCCGCGUCUGCGUGCUGGACAUGCGCAUCCCCGAGGAAAAAUGGGGCUGGAUCAAGCACCCAUCCAGCGCGGCGCACGUCCGCUCCGUCGGUAGUCACGGGGUGCUAGUGGCGGGUCCGAUGAGCGCCAUGCGUCUUUAUGAUAUCCGGUGGUGCAAGACGGAGAAGGGCAGCACAAUCUCUGACGAUUUCGACGGGACCAGUACGAUGGAUACCUCUGCCGCCAUGGAUUGGCAACCCUCACGCUCCGGCUCCGGUCCUUCAACCAGCAGAAAUGGAAACAGAAACAAGCCAUAUCACAACCAACAAAAAGCACCACAACACCAAUCCCGACCCAGACACAAAGCCAGAAAACUCACCCCCUUCAACCCCCUAACCAUGUCGACGCCCACCGCCCCCAUCCUCACUUUCCCUACCUACCGCAACGCCGAAAACAUCCACAUCGGCCUCGACGUGCUCUCCGCCCCCAACUACACAGCUUACAACCUCGCAGCCGCCGCGCACGAUGACGGUACGGUGGGCUUAUACUCUUUACUCGACGGCUCGCGCGUGCCGAGCAAGACUAUCGAUAGGAUCGGCUUCUCGGGUGGAGGGGGAGGAGAUGAUGAUGACGACGAUGCAGAUAUGGGGCCGUAUGAUGCGUUCAGCAGGGGCAACGUGAUCAAGAGCUUGAUGUUCCAGACGUUACCGGGUGAUAGACAUCCGAGUCUGUUUGUGGGUGAGGGGCCGCGGAUUAAGAAGUACUCGUUUGGGGUUGAGACUAGUAAGGGGAGGAAGAACAAGAAUAGGACAGCGAGGGUGGAGGAGGGGUAUGGCUGUGAAGAGGAGUUCUGA
Sordaria macrospora k-hell is the source of this 1872-nucleotide messenger RNA. RefSeq lists its product as uncharacterized. Lineage: Eukaryota; Fungi; Ascomycota; Sordariomycetes; Sordariales; Sordariaceae. The record is from RefSeq and is a predicted model, not a curated record. Gene Ontology annotation, cellular component: Cul4-RING E3 ubiquitin ligase complex.